AUGUCCGCCCCUUCACUGCUAAGAACCCGCGCAGGCCUGCUCCGGCCCACGGCUUUCAUCUCUCACACAAACCGCCUCUUCUCUACCACACGCCAGUCUCGUGCUUCAGAUCCAACACCCACAGCAAACCGCGCUACUCACUUUGGCUAUGAAACCGUCACGGAAUCCGUCAAGCAGGAGCGAGUCGCAGAAGUCUUCACUAGCGUUGCCGAAUCAUACGAUAAAAUGAACGACUUGAUGUCUCUAGGAGUUCACCGUCUGUGGAAAGAUCACUUCGUCUCCUCGUUAAACCCAGGAGCCACAAACCCCAUCGGCACCCCCCAGCGCAUCCUCGACGUCGCCGGAGGCACAGGCGACAUCGCCUUUCGCAUGCUCCAGCACGCCCACGUCAAUAACGGCAACCCAAACGUCCACGUAACCAUCUCCGACAUCAACCCCGCCAUGCUGGCCGUCGGCAAGCAGCGCUCCCUGUCUCUCCCAGCCUCGCACCAGUCUUCGCUGUCUUUCCUCGAGGCAAACGCCGAGGUCCUGCCGUCGACCAUCAAGGACAACUCUCUUGACUUGUACACGGUUUGUUUCGGAAUCCGCAACUUUUCCAAUAUGCCGGCUGCCCUGAAGGAGGCGUACAGAGUGCUCAAGCCCGGCGGCAUUUUUGCUUGCAUGGAGUUUUCCAAGGUUGACAAGUACCCCAUCUUCAAUGCCAUCUACAAGCAAUGGUCUUUCAGUGCAAUCCCGUUGAUUGGCCAAUUGGUCGCAGGAGACCGUGACAGCUAUCAAUACCUUGUUGAAAGCAUAGAGCGGUUUCCCUCCCAGACAGAGUUCCGGGACAUGAUUGCUGAGGCUGGAUUCAACAUUGUUGGAAAGGGAUACGAGGAUCUUACCGGCGGUGUGGCAGCUAUUCACAAGGGCAUCAAGCCUCUAUGA
Trichoderma harzianum CBS 226.95 is the source of this 924-nucleotide messenger RNA. RefSeq lists its product as hypothetical. The coding region runs from base 1 to 924 and encodes 307 amino acids. Lineage: Eukaryota; Fungi; Ascomycota; Sordariomycetes; Hypocreales; Hypocreaceae. Gene Ontology annotation, biological process: ubiquinone biosynthetic process. The transcript is spliced from 2 exons. The record is from RefSeq and is a predicted model, not a curated record. Gene Ontology annotation, molecular function: methyltransferase activity.